AUGACUAAUUAUUUUGUCUGGAUAGGAAUUGUGGAGGACGAUGAAGAUGAAGAUGAGCACGCCAAGAGGAGAAAGGGGAAGAAGUUUAAACUCGUGUUACACCUCUCUCGUACGAAUGCCAAUUCUUACAAUGCAGCCUGUGUCGCAUCCGAAUCGGGCAGGGCUGCAACCAAUAGACAGAAGAUGGAUAUUGUGGCAAAGGUUCAAGUGGUUCCUACGGGAGCCAAGUCUGGACGCUAUGUGCACUUCAUAGACGGAGAUCUCACCAGCUACCCUAAAUGGUUAGAGGCUGAUCUUUUCUUUGAUGGACCCUCACGUUCUCACUUCAGUAAUUCGACAUGUCAUGUGCUCGUCAUCAAGAAUCCUUCACCAAUAAAGGUCGGCGAUUUUGGCCUUUCAAAAGUAAAGUGUAGGACCUCGAUAUCAUCUGGUAGUGCACGAGGAACAAUCCCAUGGAUGGCACCUGAGCUUAUGAAUGGAAGAAGAGAUUUGGUCUCCGAAAAGGUUGACGUAUUUUCUUUUGGUAUUGUGAUGUGGGAGCUACUUAUGGGCCAAGAGCCAUAUGCCAACAUACCUGAUGAAGCAAUUAUAGAUGGGAUAGUGAACAACACUCUAAGGCCUUUCAUUCCAGAGUCUUGUGAUCCUGAGUGGAGAAACUUGAUGGAGCAGUGCUGGUCAACAGAGCCAUCGGAAAGGCCAUGCUUCAUUGAGAUUGCUAAUAAAUUGUGUUCUAUGGCAUCUUCCCAUUUACAACAGAGCCAAACCUGAUCAUCUCAACAAUUUUCUUGAAGGUGACUUCU
Messenger RNA from Dendrobium catenatum, 800 nucleotides. RefSeq names its product mitogen-activated protein kinase kinase kinase 13-B-like. Gene Ontology annotation, cellular component: cytoplasm. The record is from RefSeq and is a predicted model, not a curated record. Lineage: Eukaryota; Viridiplantae; Streptophyta; Magnoliopsida; Asparagales; Orchidaceae. The transcript is spliced from 6 exons. Gene Ontology annotation, biological process: signal transduction; protein phosphorylation. Gene Ontology annotation, molecular function: protein kinase activity; ATP binding. The coding region runs from base 1 to 768 and encodes 255 amino acids.